CUCCGAAUUUGGCUUCCGUCGCCUCUUCCUCUUCUUCGAUUAUCGUCUCUGCAUAUCGGUUUCAUCCAAUUACUUCACCAUUACUCCCCUAAUCAAUCAUUUUUCCAUCUCAUUCAAUGGAGUCUUUUCAUCUUCCUCACCAUUACUCCUCCUAUAAAACUCCUUUUCUUAGAUUUUCUUUCAAGUACGAUUGAUAAAACUCACACAAAAUUUCACUCACAUAUUGCUUCCAAUGGAACCUAAAGGCAACCCUAACGUCCCCGGCAACCGCAAGAUCAACAAAAAGACCGCCGCCUCCUCCGCGACUGUGAAACUAAACAGCAAGUCCCCUGCCUCUUCUCCGAUUGUUUCAUCUGCCCUUUUGAUGAAAUCAAAAGCCGAAACCGCUCUCAUUCAUGAAGAGCAGGUGUCGUAUAGACCUCCCAUUCAUGCCGAAAACCCGAAUGUGUUUAAAGCUUCUAACGGACAUGAGAGAUACAAUAGGUCUACACGUCAAGUUGCUUCUACAUUGGGUUACAUUCUUCAGAUUCUUUUUCAAACUUGUGCAGGAGCUGUAUUGCUUACAGAUGGUGUGUUUUGGUUCAUCAUCUACCCUUUUCUCACUUCCAAAGAAUUCAAUCUAGAUUUUUUCAUUGUAAUAAAGCAUUCAGUCAAUGUUGUUUUCCUCCUCGGUGAAACAUUCUUGAACUCUUUGUGGUUCCCAUUGUUUAGGAUUUCAUACUUUGUGUUAUGGACCGGUGUAUUCAUUAUACUCCAAUGGAUUGUUCAUGCUUGUGUCUCCUGGUGGCCAUACCCUUUCUUGGAUUUUUCAUCAUCCUACGCCUCUUUAUGUAUGCCGCUGUUGGGUUGAUGCACGUACCAUGCUUUGGAGUCUUUGCUUUGAUCGUGAAAUUGAAGUACAUGUGGUUCUCUAAAUGUUUCUCAGAAGAACCAUAGCUACGAAUAGUAUAUAUACUCGAAUGGUUGAUUAUAUUCUUGAACAGAGUUCAAAGAAAGUUUAUACAGAGAGAU
Brassica oleracea var. oleracea is the source of this 1011-nucleotide messenger RNA. RefSeq lists its product as uncharacterized. Bases 233 to 850 code for a protein of 205 amino acids. The record is from RefSeq and is a predicted model, not a curated record. The transcript is spliced from 6 exons. Gene Ontology annotation, cellular component: membrane. Lineage: Eukaryota; Viridiplantae; Streptophyta; Magnoliopsida; Brassicales; Brassicaceae.